GAGGGUUGGUGGCUUGGGGUCACCAGCACAGAUGAUCCAGGGACCCUGAACAGGGAGGAAGGUGCCCUGGAAGCUCCCUUAGUGGGUCCCUGCAGUGAGGGGGGAAAGGAGGAUCUCCAUCCGGGAUCAGUUGAAGACCUCAUAACAAGAGGGCUGAAGUAAUGACCAAAGCUUUGGACAGUCGGGUGUCAUCAGUGAGGUCACCGUGUGUGCUGUGCUUUGUUGGUGUCUUGUGAAGAGGUGCAUCAUCCCCCCACAGCCACACCAAGCUGGUCUGGGCUUUGCAGCUCUUUUCGAGGCUACCCCAUUUAGGUGUUUAAGGCUGCCUCCUGUGCUCCCCGAAGUCUUGUGUUGAUUCUUCAUAGCUGGUGAAAGAUAAGAAGAACAAGGCGUGAGGAGCAGUUGAAGGAACUGGAGAUGUUGAAUUUUCAGAAAAAGCAGGAGGCAAGAAUGCAAAUGGGACAAUAAUCCAUGUCAGCGUACCAUGGAAUGUCCUCCGUGAUGACACCGCAGAUCUCCUAAGCUGUGGUUGAAUCUUCGAUGUGUCAAGACAUGCACAAUCAACAUCAACACCUUGGUCUCUAAUUCUUGCAACUAAAACCUGCCACCAAAUUUAGAUGGAGAUGGCCUCAGGAGCAGAACAUGAAAUUGCACAAUUCCACAGAGGAACAACUGCUCCAUGACACAGAAGGAAAGAGGAGCUUACUGGCUGUCCGUUAGUAAUUAUUGGGUUUUGCUCGCAGGAACAACACAUUAAGACUUACUAAUUAUAAGUUCUGAAAACUUGUGGCUUGAAUGCGGAAAAAAGGAAUUGAUGUCAGAGACCAGCCUGCGAAAAAAGGGACCCUCCACACCACAGCCAUGGCCUGCAACACCCUCUGCCAGCCCUGCGGACCCACCCCGCUGGCCAACAGCUGCAAUGAGCCCUGUGCCCUGCAAUGCCAGGAUUCCCACGUCAUCAUCAACCCUUCCCCUGUGCUGGUCACCCUGCCAGGACCCAUCAUGACCUCCUUCCCCCAGAACACCGCCGUCGGAUCCACCUCCUCGGCUGCUCUGGGCAGUGAGCUCAGUGUGCAGGGACAGCCCAUCUCUGGUGGAUUUGGCUUUGGCCUUGGCUACGGCCGUGGAUUUGGCUAUGGGCUGGGCGGCCUGGGCUGGUAUGGCAGAAGGGGCAGCUACAUCUGCUAAUGGCCCUCGGCACACCAUGCUCCAACUGUGGGGCAGGAAGGCACUGAUGGUCUGGCAAAACCUCCUCCAAGCAAUGGGCUUCGGCUGCUCGCCCUACUUGCGCUUCAGCCUGGCUCCCUUCCAUUUGCUCCUUAUGGCCUUUCAGUCUUCCACCUCAAUAAAGUUUUUCUGCACCACAUUUUA
Molecule: messenger RNA, 1371 nt
Organism: Vidua chalybeata
Lineage: Eukaryota; Metazoa; Chordata; Aves; Passeriformes; Viduidae
Product: feather beta keratin-like
Exons: 5
Coding region: 796-1188 (130 amino acids)
Cellular component (GO): intermediate filament
Molecular function (GO): structural constituent of cytoskeleton
Source: RefSeq, a predicted model, not a curated record